AUGUUGAAAUUUGACAAGAAAUUUCUUGAUGGGUUCGGUUUUAAUGAUGUUUCAGUCAACAAUGUGCUUAUGUUGGAAGCCCGUUUUUCAUUGGAGGAGGUUAAAGAAAUUGUGUGGCUUGGGGAUUAUGAGAAAAUUUCUGGGCUUAAUGGUUUCCCUUUGGGCUUUCUCAAGAAGUGCUGGAGCUUUUUGUCUUUAGAAGUGAUGGCUUUUGUGCAGGAUUUUCACUCUCGUGGUAAAUUGCCAAAAGCAGUUACGACAUCCUUCUUGGCUCUGAUCCCUAAAGUUGAUAACCCGCAGGAGUUAUUGACUGCUAGGUUAAAGAAGGUGAUGAGUAUUCUUAUUUCGUCUAACCAAUCAACUUUCGUUGAAGGGAGGCAAAUGUUGGAUGGUGCUCUCGUUUUGAAUGAGAUUAUUGAUUUUGCAAAGAGGAAUGUGAAGGAGUGUUUAAUCUUGAAGGUGGAUUUCGAAAAGGCGUAUGAUUGUGUUUCGUGGGGUUUUCUUAGGUAUAUUUUUUCUCGGUUGGGUUUCGGUAGCAAGUGGUGUUUGUGGAUGGAAGGGUUGGUUUUCUCAAGUACCAUUUUGGUGCUCGUUAAUGGCAGCCCAACAACAAAUUUUGUUGCUAAUAGAGGGCUUCAUCUAGGUGACCCGCUAUCCCCUUUUUUAUUUUUACUUGUAGUAGAAGGAUUGGCGGGUCUCAUGAGGAACGCAUGCCUUUUACUUUCUAUGGGAAGUCUGGUCAGAGCGAAUCAUAGGAGAAAGGAGACUUGGAAGCUUAUCUUUGCGAAGCUUUUGAGAAGGAUGUCUUCUUGGCGUGGAAAGCACUUAUCGCUUGGAGGUAAAGUCACCUAUCUUAAUUCUGUUAUGAAUAGUAUUCCGAUUUAUUGGCUGUCGUUCUUCAAAGCACCAAAAGUUAUGUGGGAAGAGAUUAUUAAAAUUCAGAGGCAAUUCUUAUGGGGUAAAGCGGAAGAUAAGAAGGGAAUGUGUUGGGUGAUAGGGAAUAAGAAUAAGAAAUUUUUGUUAUGGUGGCGUGAUGUGAGGGAGUCUCUUUCAAUAUUGGCUCGGGACAGAGAAUUUGUUUUUGGACUCAUCGUUGGGCUGGACUCUUUUGUGGAAGAGGCUGGGUGGUGGGACGAAGGUGUUUGGCGGUGGAAUUUGGGUUUUGAUGUAGACAGUUCGCUGCAUCAGGCUGGUACGGGUAUGCUGCUAGUACUGGCAGACUUUCAAUCAAAGCUUGACUCUCCUGAUAAGGUUGUUUGGGUGUAUAAGAAAGAAGCCUUUUCGGUCAAGAAUGCUUACCUUGCUCUAUACAAUAUUAAGACAGGUCCAAGUUCCUUGGAUAGCGACAAGUUGUGUGUUAUUUCGAAUAUUUGGAAAGCGAAGGUUCCCGGCAAGAUCAAAAUAUUAGGUUGGCGUUUCAUGCUCAAUAAUCUGCCUUCUAAAACGGAGCUUCAUCGAAGAGGUGUCAUCCGUGAUGCGUCAUUGUUAUCUUGUCCAGGUUGUUCUUUAGUCGACGAGAGUGUGUCGCAUCUUUCCUUUGGGUAUAUCGAGUCGAGAAGUGUUUGGGUGAAGGUGUUUAGAUGGCUGCUAAUGACGAUGGGGAGUCUUUUUCAUCGGGUCUCGAGCAAGAUGAUAAUGAGUUCUUGUGUGUCAAUCUCGCCAAGGUCGUUCGACCCUCUUUCUUUCAUUUUUUUUCUGGCUGCUACUGUCGUGGAAUAUUUGGAGAGCUAG
Molecule: messenger RNA, 1731 nt
Organism: Vicia villosa (hairy vetch)
Lineage: Eukaryota; Viridiplantae; Streptophyta; Magnoliopsida; Fabales; Fabaceae
Exons: 6
Coding region: 1-1731 (576 amino acids)
Source: RefSeq, a predicted model, not a curated record